Nerophis ophidion (straightnose pipefish) is the source of this 16986-nucleotide messenger RNA. Its product is annotated as kinesin-like protein KIF26B. The transcript is spliced from 27 exons. NCBI's taxonomy places the organism in Eukaryota, Metazoa, Chordata, Actinopteri, Syngnathiformes, Syngnathidae. Gene Ontology annotation, biological process: microtubule-based movement. The coding region runs from base 1 to 6219 and encodes 2072 amino acids. Gene Ontology annotation, molecular function: microtubule binding; microtubule motor activity; ATP binding. The record is from RefSeq and is a predicted model, not a curated record.
AUGACAGCAUGUGAGGAUCCAUCCUUCCCCCUCCUGCUCCAUGAUAAGCUACAAGUCCCCAACAGCUCCCGGCGGGCAUGGAAUGAGCGCGACAGCCGCUGUGAUGUGUGCGCCACUCACCUCAACCAGCUUAAACAAGAAGCCGUGCGCAUGGUCCUCACCCUGGACCAAUGGGACUUGUCUCCCUCCUCGUCUCCGCCUCCCCUCUUUGGACGCUAUACCUCCCAGGCAGCUUUAGGAGCAUCUGGAUCCCGGGAGUGGCCUUCGCCGUUCCUCCCAACUUCUUCCUCGUCAGCUGCCGCCGCUACGCUACCUACUCACUCCUCGUCCCCGUCGCCUUCCCCGAGUCCAGGCCAGACCCCGACUCCCACCCCCAGUCACGGACCACCUCCAACAGGCCACGAGAGUCCCACAAACCAGCAAAGUCAUGGUGCAGGGCUCCGACCGGGGUCCAAACCCAGCUCAUUGGGACUUGGAGGUGGGGUGGAAAGACGGAACGGGUCACCCGGUUCUGGAAAAGCAGCUGCGACCCAAAUUUCUCAGAUGGUCUCGGAGGCGUCCAGAGAAUGUUUUACCGAGGCCGCGCUGAACCGCUACAACACAAACUCGCCUUCACACACAAACUCUUUGUCACACACAAAUUCACCUUCAUACAGUCCGGCGACCACCACCUCUGCCAGCACAGCACAGACCACCGGCUCAUCUGCUGCCUCUUUCUUUGCCAGAGCUGCACAAAAACUAAAUUUAACAUCCAAGAAGAAGAAGCUAAAGGCGGCCACGGCGCCGGUGCCGAUGACCACAUCCUCGCCGAUGUGUGACUCGCAUCUUUUCCCGACCAAUUUUAGCUCCGCCCUCUUGACGGCCCCGCCUCCAGCUCCGCCCUGCCUUCUCCGUGCAGCCAAUAAGAUCAAAGACACACCUGGCCUCGGAAAGGUGAAAGUGAUGGUGCGUGUUUGUCCAGUUGCUCAGCCGGACGCGCCGGCGUCCAGUUCUUUCCUCAAAGUGGACCCCAGGAAGAAACAAAUCACCAUCAUGGACCCGUCCGCCAACCAGCUACCUAGCGCCGCCUCCCAGAAAAAAGCAGGGAGCAGUCAGGUGCCGCCAAAGAUGUUUACCUUUGACGCCGCUUUCCCUCCUGACGCAUCGCAGGCGGAAGUAUGUGCAGGAACGGUUGCCGAAGUGAUUCAAUCGGUUGUGAAUGGAGCAGAUGGAUGCGUCUUCUGCUUUGGACACUCCAAGCUGGGUAAAUCCUACACCAUGAUCGGCCACCAUGACUCUCUCCAGACGCUGGGUAUAAUCCCUUGUGCUAUCUCCUGGCUCUUUAAACUCAUCAAUGAGAGGAGGGAGAAAACAGGGGCGCGCUUCUCUGUCCGCGUGUCUGCAGUUGAGGUUUGGGGAAAGGAGGAGAACCUGAAGGACUUACUGUCAGACGUGGCCUCAGGCAGCUUGCAGGACGGACAGUCACCUGGGGUCUAUCUGUGUGAGGACCCCAUCUGUGGCAUGCAGCUCCAAAACCAGUCGGAACUGCGUGCUCCCACGCCGGAGAAAGCUGCCUGGUUCCUGGAUGCAGCCAUCGCGGCUCGCCACAGCAGCCAACGUCCCAACGACACCACCGAAGAAGACCACAGGAACUCACACAUGCUGUUCACAUUACACAUUUACCAGUACCGCAUGGAGAAGACGGGCAAGGGAGGAAUGUCGGGGGGUCGCAGUCGCCUCCAUCUGCUGGACCUGGGCAGCUGCGACGUCGGCGUACUGGGAGGUGGAACGAGCGGCAAAGGCAGGGAAAACUCUUUGCCCGGCUCGGCGCCUUUGUGCCUUUCCCUGUCAGCCCUUGGCAACGUCAUCCUGGCCCUGGUCAACGGCAGCAAACACAUCCCAUACAAGGACAGCCAGCUGACCAUGUUGCUGAGGGAGUCGCUUGGCAACAUGAACUGCCGCACCACCAUGAUCGCUCACAUUUCGGCCUCUCCCGGAGACUUCUCGGAAAGUCUCUCCACCAUCCAGCUCGCAUCCCGGGUCCUCCGUAUGAAAAAGAAAAAAAAUAAAGUCACCGUGUACACCUCCAGCUCCUCUGGAGGAGAGAGCUCCUGCGAGGAAGGUCGCAUGCGCCGGCCCACCCACCUGCGGUCCUUCCACCACCGCGGAGACCCUGGCUCGGACCUCCCGCUGCUGCGCCUGUCCAGCGACCCGGAUGAGUACUCCAGCAGUGAGCAGUCAUGCGACACGGUCAUCUAUGUGGGUCCCAACGGUGCCGCCGUGUCAGACAGAGAGCUGACAGACAAUGAGGGUCCGCCAGAGUUUGUGCCAAUAAUUCCUGCCUUGCUGCAGGCUAAAACAUCAGAGGCGCAGCAUCAGAGUCAGGUGCAGCCAGAGAGCCAGGAGCAGCAUGAAGGUCCAUUUCAGCCCCAGGCUGCACAAUCCCUAGUGGGACAGUCUUUAGCCCCUGUGCCUGAGGAGGGGGCCGAGUGCCUAAAAUGUAACACCUUUGCUGAGCUGCAGGAGAGACUGGACUGCAUUGAUGGCAGUGAGGAGGUGACCAAGUUUCCCUUUGAGGAAGUUCCAGCCAGUAAACUAGGUUCCACAGAUCCGUGCUUGCUUUUCCCGGGCUCAGUUGUUCCUGCUGAACCUGACUCUGCUGCUCCGACAGAUACCGAAGCCAAAACAGGGUCUUCACCUACUCAAGGAAAUGUACUCCAGCUAUCUUCGCCCUCGACAGCCACAUUAAGGAGAAAGACCAAUGACCAGCAGUUGCAGGACAUAAAGGAAGUGGUGGAGGAGGCUGAGCUGGCCCAAAGCAUGAUCCACAGUCUGGCUCAGAGUUCCGGUACUGCGGCCCUCAUUGCAGGGAAUCGGAAUGUCACGGGAAGCAAUACCUCUAACCCUCUGCACAGGGCCAAGGCCUCACACCUGCAUGACAGUCGUGAAAAUCUGACCAUGGGAGGUAAUGCUGAAGCAAAGACACGCCCACUUGGUUCACCACGCCUCGGCAUCGCCAGUCUGACUAAAACUUCAGAAUACAGGCCUCCAUUGUCGCCUUCACAACGAUGUAAAGUGCACACUCAGAAGUGUGUGAUACCAGCGACACCCCCACUGUCUUCACACACUUUGGCUCAGGACGGACAAAUCACAGAAUCUUUAAACUCUGACAACAGUUUGGCUGCAGACAGUGGCCGCUCCUCCACCGAGUGCCCACUGUCUAGAACUUCUCCUGUGGGUAUGAGUCCCCAAGUCAAAGAUUCCAUUCCAUCGCUAUCUGCCAGCUUGGGUUCAGCCGAAACACUUUGCGAUGAUGAAGUCCCACCCAUACCCUUGGAUACACACAGGGAUGCAUCCAUGCCAGCUGGACCUCACCUGCUCAGUGAGGAAGUACUAGUAUACACGAGGGAUAGCAGAGGAGAGGAUGACUUCCACAUUGCAGCCCUCAUGGCCACACAGAAUCUGACCUGUCGUCCAAUGAGCAUCAUCAGCUUUAAUAGCGACAGCUGCUCCGCGGACGCCCUUGCUUCAGACUCACAUGCCUCUGCAAUUCUCACAGACUCUGUGCAGGACGGAGGCGCAGAGAACUAUCAUGCCACUCCAAUAAGCUGCGGGGUUACAGAGGUGGUGGCCAAGGCAGAGGUGGCGAUGGCCAAGCUGCGCAUGGAGGGCGAGGCUUUCGUGUCCCCCAUCUCCUCCUGGAUGAGUGAUCUGAGUACGUGCAGUGAGGCGGAUCAGUCCCUCCACAGCUUCAGCCUGUCCCAAAGUCAGCAAGGGGAAGCCCUGGCUGAAGUGAAUUUCUCUUGCGGAUUGGAAGGGUUGAGAAGAGGAAGUCUUGAAGUAGAACUGUCAGAAAAAGAGAGAGGAACUCUAACCAAAGAUAGUCUGCGGAAACUGCCUCCAUCAAUGGCUAAGACCACCAUUCAGUCCUUAACGGCACUUGGGCACCUCCCUACAUUCAAGACCCCGAUCAGUACUCAUACAUGUGUAGCUAGCAUAUGCUGCUCAUCGUCAAAGCCCACUGUGAUGAACACACUCCCGUUAGCUUCUUUCUCCAGUGAGAUAUGCUUUGAGGACCCCUGGCUGAAGCGGGAUGUGGAUGACAGCUAUUCAGGAGAGAAGCCAGUAGCUGGAAAUGGGAACCUUCAAAAUUUCAGCAGAGAUGCAGUUGAAGAUCACGGGGGAUGUAGUUCUGGCGCAGAGGUGGUAUCAUCUCCAGAUUCCUUCAAGAGAGUGGUGGAUGGUUGUGAGAUGGUUGCUGGUAUACUAGUCCAAGGAGCGGCUUUGACUGAUAACUACAACCCAGAAAUCCACCGCACAGCCAGUCUCCCUCGUGGCUGGAAUCGUCUGAACCGCUAUGACGGCUUAGACAACACAGAGGACUACGAGAAGACUAUCGGUGCCACCUGUUCAACUCCCUGCAGUCCUCGUGCCACACUUGACCGCCGGGGAUCGACUGGCAAACAGGGUUUUUUCUCCCACAAGAAGGGAGGGAUUCCGCCUCUGCCUCCUGUACGCAAGUCCAGCCUUGAUCUGCGGAACAGGGCAGUCAGUCCACUUCACCAACACCUUCAUGGAGUCUCCAUGCUGUGUAGCUCUACAGAUGAUAUGGUGGGAUCUGGAUGUGGCAGCAGACCACGAGGUCCCGGCACAGACAGCAGUAAACUUUUUAGUGCCAAAUUGGAGCAACUUGCAAGCAGAACUAACUCUCUGGGUCGAGCCCACAAUAGUUCCCACCACUAUGACUGUUUCUCCUUAGAAAGAGGAGGGGGUGGACUCAAAUGUGACGGCAACAUGUCUCGUACAGGACGCAGCCUCACCCGUGCAGGAUCGGUCUGUUCUCCAUCUGGAAACAAUUUUGGAGGAAAUCAAGGUCCAAGCAGUGCUCCACAGUCGCCGGCAAAAUCCAGUGGCCAGUCAAAGAUCUCGGCUGUCAGUAAGCUGCUGAUGACCAGCAGUCCUAAAGCCAGAAGUCUGUCUGCAUCCAGCACCAAGACUCUCAGCUUUUCUACCAAGUCUCUGAGCCAAGCCUCAAGUAGAAGCUCGAGCUUGCCUCCUAAUGGAAAGCCCCAGACCCCCAUUCAGUGUCCAGUGCAGCAGCAGGGACCCUCUACUGCAUCCUGGUCGACACAAUCUCUGAGCCGCUGUCACGCGGGAAGCUUAGCUGCCAAGCUGCCACUGCGAGCUGUCAAUGGUCGUAUCUCAGAGCUCCUCCAAGGAAGUGCAAGCUCACGUUCAAGGAAUCAUUCCCAAGGGGCAGGCGCCGACACAGGGGAGGAGAAAGGGGUUGGAGGUGCAGGUGGUGGGAUCGCUGUCACAGGAAGUGCUGCUGAAGGUGGUCUGGGGGAGGAGAAGCCUACAUCUGUCCAAACUCUUCCUUCUCCCUACAGUAAAAUCACUGCUCCACGAAAACCCCAUCGCUGCAGCAGUGGCCAUGCCAGCGACAACAGCAGCGUCCUGAGUGGAGAGCUGCCCCCAGCCAUGGGGAAGACUGCCCUGUUCUAUCACAGCGGGGGAAGCAGUGGCUAUGAGAGCAUGCUGAGAGACAGCAGCGAGAACACUGGAAGUACUUCCUCGGCUCAAGACUCCGUCAGUGAGCACAGCUCGGCCACCACCUCCUCCAGACGCAGCUCCAAGAGCAACAAGAAGAGCAGGAGCAACACUGGAUACUUGGGAGGUCUCCAGCGUCGUCGGCUUAUCCCUGCACUGACCUUGGACUCUUCCACCACCUCGUCUCCUCACCGCUCCAACAAACAACCCAUUACGUCCUCAUCCUCCUCCUCGAGCCCAGGUGCAUGCUGGGUAGAUGGGCCUCUGGGGCCGCCUGCUCCCAUGAAUGUCCGAAGUACAUCGGCCACAAUGGAGACUUUUGAGAUCAAGGUGUAUGAGAUAGACGACGUGGAGCGCCUGCAGAAGAAGAGGGACAAAGGCAGGGCCAAAGAGACGGUGUACGUCAGUGGUAAACUUCGCCUUCUGGAGCACCGCCAGCAGCGAAUCAGCGAGGUCCGAUCCAAGUACCAGUGGUUGAAGAAAGAGCUGGAACAAACCAAACAGUACCUGAUGCUGGAGCCGCACACUUGGACCACAGAGUUCGAGCUGCAGCAGGUCUUCGAGGUGGACUCCUUGGAGUAUCUGCAAGCUCUGGAAACAGUGACGGACAAACUGGAGACCCGAGUGAACUUCUGCAAAGCUCAUCUCAUGAUGAUCACGUGCUUUGACAUGGCGUCCAGACACCGGUAGACGGAGGACACGGCCAGGUGGAGGAUGACUAUGAAGGAUGAACUCACCUCACGUCUCCUUCAGUUGUAAGUAAGCAGAAGGACGUCCAGUUGGAGGAGGAGAGAGACGAAUCUGCGAGAUUUAUCUCACUGGGCUGCAAACAAGUAACUUUACCUUAGGAAUGUAUGUACCACCAUACUGCCAUCUUUUUCUUUUUAUGUUAAUACGGACAAAGCCGUGAAAAGGUGUGACCAUUUUGGGGGAGCACUUUCAAAAACUGUCAGACAAAAGUCUGAUAUUGUUGUGGCAGUUCUUUAAAAACAAAAAACGACCAAGGGGACGAAUACAUAUGAUAAAAAAAGUGCCUUGUUAACAAUUGAACACGACUAUAAUCUGCAUACUGCAUAGUAUGGUGCUAGCAUAGUGAAAAAAAGAUUAGUGUCUUUGAAUUCUUUGCCAUAAUGUGAUGUAUUACUGUGGCUCAUUGUUUCCAUAUAUGGGCACACGUACAGUGUGGUAGACAGUGUGUUUGCAGGUCAUUGGUUGUGAGACUUAAAAUAACAAAACACUCCAGAAUGUGAAUGCAAGCUUAUUUACAAAAAGGGACCAAAAAUAUGUGUGUGAAGUUUACUAUGGAGAAACUUCAGCACGUCUUGUUUGAAUAAGGACAUGUACAAGCUAGGCUGUGUUCACACUUGUAAUGAAAUAACAAUAAUAAAAGAUACUUGAUGCGGACAGUAGGUCCAAUUUGCUUAGCAUUCACUAGGUCAACUGUUUUUUAACUCAGUGACCCAAAAUAUAAGACAACCCUUCUUCUGAAAGACCAGUUAUUGUAAAAAAAAAAAAAAUCAAUAGUCAUACAGUAUCAGUGAAAUAAUUGGUGGAUUACAGAAAAAAAAAAAGAUAGAUCAAUGUCUUACCCGCUAAACAGUUAGAAAUUAGCAUUAUAACCCAGGCGUGCUCAAGAAAAUCGAUUCCCAUCAAAAUAGCGAUUAUUAUUCAUAAAGAUUAAAAAUGUAUUCAUAAUUUACUUUAAAGAUCGAUAAUAAUAAAAAAAAACAUUCAAAUUCUUUAGAAUAUAUUUUUUUAAAUACAUUUUUAUGCCAUCUCUGUGCUUACUUGCUGUGCAUGUAUGUAAAACUACGUCAGAAGCCUGCAACUUCUUUUGAAACAGGUUCUAUUAUCAUUUUUUUCUCUACACAAGAUAUUGCAAGAAUCGAAUUGAAUGGAGAAUCGGGCCCCAAAAAAUGGUUGUAGGAGUCUUAUCCCUAUCGUGCUUGACGACUUCAGAACAAGCAGGUCUCUGUACACAACUGCGUCUCUCCAGGCCACUAGUUAGUGUGAGUGACAGGAAGAAAAGCUUUGCUUUGCUGUGGAUUUUUUUUUUGUUGUCAUCACUUGUUAUUCUGCAUGUAAAAAUUUAUUGGCCACUGAAUAGAACACAACACGUCCUAAUCAAGACAUUUUUUUUGGACCAAAUCUUCCAUCUUCGUGUCCAUGGAAGGACAGACACCUGCACGAAAGAUGGCGUCACAAGCAGUGCAGUGUGUUUGUAGGAGUCAACAUAGCUUAAAUUCUUGUCGGUCCUAGUCCUGGUGCAUCUGCAGCAUUUUGGAAGAGUUUUAGCAACAUUUUUUUAAGCGAAUUAAUUCCCAUAGGAAAUUAAGAAGGUAGAGGACAACACUUGUGGCAGUUGCAGUUUGUGUGGUACUUAAAGGACGUCUGUUCCGUGAAGCAUGUGGGUGAGAAGUCAGAGCCAAGAGUUUUUUUUGCUUGUUUAUAUAUUUUUAAAAGGGACAAUGCACUUUGAUGGAAACAAUAACACUUGUCACUUAUAGUAUUUAUCCGCAGUCCCUUAACAUAAAUACCAUAAAAAAUGGAUAAACACAAGCCAUAGCAAGAGUUACAACAAAAUGGUUUUGUUGAAAUAGUUUUUGCAUGUUGUUCCAUUCCAAAAUAACUUUUUUCACCGUUUUUGGUUCAUUCCUUUUCCAUUCCUUCUUGCAACAUGCUGCAAUAGAUCGGAUGAGCGAGACCUGAAGGUUCCUACUAAAGUCGCAUCGGAUAUCGGAUUUUGACCACAUACAAAUUACCAUAGGCCUGAUUUGAAAAAAACGCCAUUGUACUAGUCACACUAACAUGGAAAUAAUCAGAUCCAUGUCACAUUAUGGCAGACAUCUCUAACAUGCCAUAUUGUGGCCCUUUACCUCACUUCAUAGUUUAGGGUAAUUGCGGCCCGUGCCCCCUAAUAGUUCAAUAUAUUACUAGACACUAACAACAAUAACGGUACAGUACAACACAAAAAUGAUAGCACAACAAACAACACAAAGAUCAACCUCCAUUAAGCAACCAGUAAUGUCUCUGACCAUCUUUUGGAUAUGAAAUCAAAAUAUAUUUUUAUGUUAAAUUCAACAUUCAUGAGGCCUCAAGGCCAAAUAGAGCUUAUAUAGCUGCAGGUAGGAGUAGUUAACUAAUUUAGUCACAUGGUCAAAACAUAUUUCUAAGGGCCUGAUCUACUAAGAUCCAUACGCACUAAACAGCUAAUGCAAGCUAUAAAAUUGCAUGUACAAUAAAUGGGUGUGUUGCAUGUGAUCUACUAAGACUGCAUGUACAAUUGAUAACUGGUGCAGACCACCUUAUUUAAAUGAGGUUUUUGCGUGUAAUAUGCGGCUUUCGCCAUGGAGACACUCAUUUACUGCACACUCAUGUCAUCGUGCUCUUCUUACCUGUUGUGUUUUGCUAUGUUUUGAAACACACAACAGACAUGCAGCACUUUUUUAUGGGCAUUUUAGAAGCAGUACUGCAGUGGUUUACAACAGAGCACACUUUUUUAGCGCUGUAGUUGCGCUAAUGGGAGAUUCUGGCACUAACUGUGAACCUGUGUUGGAAUGUUCCAAGCGCAAGAAAAUGCAUAUUGCAAUAUGUUUUUUUACAUGUCUAUGGAAAAAAGAAUGUCAUUAAAAAAGUCUGCAGACACCUACAUGCAUAUUUUUUUUUACAUAAGUCCCUUAAAUGAUCCUGCAGAUAUAUAAUUAUAAAAUGAUAUUGCAGAACAUUUUUCUUUUUGACAUUCAUAUAUGUUGACACACAUACGUAGGCUGGAGCUGCAAAGAGAUUGCUUCUUUUCUCACAGCUAGUUCUGUCAAACGCCAGUUUGCACGUCCUUUCUAGAAAUACUAAAUACAAUAUUGACAAAAAAAAACAGCAGCCACAGAACACUUUUAGUCUUGAUAAACAACACUUUGUGUGCUAAAUGAUUACAUAUGCAUUUUUUCCUCCCAGUAUUGUGGGCGUUCUGAUGAUCAGCAUAUAUUCUACUUAUUCAAGAAGACAAGACUGUCCGCUAAGAGACACAAUUCUCUGCGCACAAGUUAAGCUUAAAAGACCAACAUUGCGUGUGCUGUCUAGUUUGCACAUGUUUUGAAACACACUAACCUUUAGUAGAUCAGGCCCUUAGUGCGACCCAGCCUCAGUCAGACUCUACGUCCAGCGACCCCUAGGUCAUUUGAGUUUGAGAUCUCCGCAUUACGAAAGAAAAAAAAAAAGUGAAUUGACCUACAGAGACUCUUAGUUUCCAGCGGUUCAAUGUGUCACAGCUGCAUCUCUCCGAGUCGUGUGUGUGUGUGUGUGUGUGUGUGUGUGUGUGUGUGUGUGUGUGUGUGUGUGUGUGUGUGUGUGUGUGUGCGUGUUCUGGCAAUGCUUACUUAAUUGGGACAUCGCUCUGUUUACCAGAGGUGUGGACUCGAGUCAGACUCGAGUCAUGAAUUUGAUGACUUUAGACUCGACUUGACAAAAUGUAAAAAGACUUGCAACUCGACUUUGACUUUAACAUCAAUGACUUGGGACUUGACUUGGACUUUAGCCUUUUGACUUGACAUGACUUGCAACUUUCCCCAAACCCCAACGAUUAAAAAGUUAUUCAGGAGCGUUCCGUAUCUUCCAUUGUGUAUGCAUGUUGUCAUCAUGUGUGCGAUGACAGCCUGUGCGCUACCUGUCAGUACAACAGCCAAUCAAAUUACAUCCACGUUAUUUUCGUCACACAGCAUUCAUCCAAUCAAAUUGCAGGAAAACCAAGCAGAACUGCUCUCAAACAACAGAAGAAUAAGUGAGGAAAAUUAUGCCAUAAAGUGUUUCGUUCGGGCAUUAAAACUACGACUUGGUCAACAAAACAGGAAUUGCCGUAUGCAAAUCAUGCGGUUGGAAGAUUACAGACGGUGACGCAUCAAUUUACAACUUCAUUCGACAUUUGAAGUUGCACAAAGAAGGGUAUGUUUUGAAUGUAAGCUAACGUUUAUUGGCUGAGUAACGUAACUUUUAUUUGUUGUGUAGUUAAAUCAGUGAGGCUGUAAACUCACUGCUAACGUUAGAACCAUAGACAUCUUAUAAGGGUACGCAGCAUCGAGCGCUACUGCCUAUUGCCGCAAACGAGAUGCGGGGCCGCCAUCUUGGAGUGGUGAUCCGCCCCACUCAGUGCAAUACAUUUGGCAGGAGCAAUGAACUGUCAGUGCAUUUAAUUCAUAUUACCUCACUGAAUACCACUGAUACUCACGCGCUUUUUUGUCAUUCGUGUAACUAUGAUAAAGGACACAUGUCUUGGCGUGUUCAUAAUUUGCUUAACAGUAACCGAAUAUUCUUAUAUGCUAUAAGUGACCAGACGUCUGAGAUCAAAACUGGGAAUAUAAUCCCAGAGAAGGGGGGAAAAAAUAGUUAGCUAUUUUUAAGUUAAAGAAACAAUAUGAUUAGGUUAUAUAUACAUGCGUGUAUCCUACAUAAACAAUGUAUGAAUACAUUAGAUAUCUAUAUACAGUAUUUAACGGACCUAUAGACCAGUGGUUUUCAAAUGGGGGUACUUGAAGGCAUGCCAAGGGUUAUAUACAUGAUAUAUAUUUUUAAAUAUUCUGAAAAUAGCAACAAUUCAAAAUCCUUUAUAAAUAUAUUUACUGAAUAAUACUUCAACAAAAUAUGACUGUAAGUUCAUAAACUGUGAAAACAAAUGCAACAAUUCAACAUUCAGUGUUGACAGCUAGAUUUUUUGUAGAUAUGUUCCAUAAAUAUUGAUGUUAAAGAUUUCUUUUUUGUGAAGAAAUGUUUAGAAUUAAGUUCAUGAAUCCAGAUGGAUCUCUAUUACAAUCCCCAAAGAGGGCACUUUAAGUUGAUUACUUUUAUGUGUAGAAAUCUUUAUUUAAAAUUUAAUCACUUUUUUAUUUUUCAACAAGUUGAGCAAUAUUUUGCACUGUUAUACAAUUUAAUAAAACGGAAACUGAUGACAUAGUGCUGUAUUUUACUUCUGUGUCUCUUUUUUCGAACCAAAAAUGCUUCGCUCUGAUUAGGGGGUACUUGAAUUAAAAACAAUUUCACAGGGGGCACAUCACUGAAAAAAGGUUGAGAACCACUGUUAUAGACUUUAUCUCUGUUGCUGCAACAGCAAAGAGUUUAUUCUGUCUUGACACUUUGUAUUAAUAUUUUCUAUUACAUUCUUCCCUUAAAUAAUUAUGUUUACAGUGAUUGUUUUGUAUGUAUUUUUCAUGUGUGUUGCUUUGGAUAAAAAUGUCUGCCAAAUACUUAAACAUAUAUAAACACCUGAAAGUCUUUAUUUCAGCUAAAACCAAUAAUCUGUUUCACUGGAUUCAGAAUAAAACCAAAUUCUGUCUUACUCAACAAAGUUAGUAUUUGAAUAUUGUUACUUGAAGACUUAUCUGUGGUUACAAUAAAAUGAGAAUGCAUCAUAAUCAGUGGCGGCUGGUGAAUUUUGUUUUAGGUUGGCCUGAAAGUUUGUAAACCACAUACCUAUAGGGGGGUCAUCCUCCCCCAGAAGAUUUCUUUGUGAUUUUCACAUACAAAUAUUGUGGUUCUUUGCUCCUGCUUAACUCUGUGGUAAUAUUCUUUUCACAAAAUACAACCAAUAGUAUGUUAAUGUUAAAUCUUACUUGUGAAAAGUAAUUCCCCAAUUCCUAUUUUCAACAGUCCACUCAUUUGAGCAGGAAAACGCUGAAUACCAGCCCAGCAUCUUUGUUUUCUACCUCUCAACUGUCAGUUUAGGCUGAUUGCCGGCUCCUCAUCACCACUUCAAGAUGGCGGACAAACUGCUUGCGUCACAGCAGCCAAUUCUGCGUCUACUUAUAAAAUGUCUAUGGUUAUAACGUCAUUGCAAACACGGCAAUCUGUUGCGUCCACUGCAGUUCGCUACCUUAUUCAUACUUUUUGUCAAGUGAUUUUUUUUUAAGCAGGGUUGCAUGAGGUACCUACACAUAUCACAAACAGUAACGUAACGUUAGACGGCUGUCAGCAGCACCGCAUAUUUUAGCCACCUACAAAAAGACAAACAUAGUCAAAUAAAGGUCAGUUAAAAUGUACACCAUAUUAAGAAUAUGAGUACAUAUUCCACAGAGCCCUGACAUCUAAAACGUACAGCACUGUUCAUUGUUAUGUUCAUGUAUUUGUUAUGUUUUUUAUGUGUACGCACACUUAAACACAUAUAUAGUGUGAGAUGAGAUCAAUGAGAUAAGGUAAGAACAGGAUAGAAAUUGCUGUGGAACUAGUUACAAUGCAAUAUUCCAUGGAAAUACAAUGUUAACACUUUUAUGCAAAUAAGUACGGUUGCACUUGUUUUUUGAAAUGUGUUUAUACUGUAAAGGAAUGAGUUAAAUGUUUAGAAUAACUGGUUAAUAGUGCUAUUAUGAAGUCCAGUGUAAGCACAGUUUUUUUUAUAAUAAUACAUACAGUGUUUUAAAAGCAUACACAGUCUGUGUACAUAUAUCAGUCUGUGGUUAAAAAGACUUGAAAUGACUCGAAACUCAAAAUGCAGGACUUGGGACUUGACUUGAGACUUCCCAGUAUUGACUUUGGACUUGACUCGGGACUUGCCUGUCUUGACUUGGGACUUGAGGGCAAAGACUUGAGACUUACUUGUGACUUGCAAAACAAUGACUUGGUCCCACCUCUGCUGUUUACACAGUCACCUUGUGGAGACCUCUGGCUGUAUGGGGACAAAAAAACAGGUCCCCUAAAGGGAAACCUUUUUAAAUGAUGUUAAUCAUUUAAAAAGGUUUAACCAUUAAUAUUACUGUGAUUCUGUAUGGUAUCCAUCCUUCGUUAAAACUAAUAUAUUUUUCCAAAAACAAAAUCUGGUUGAGUGUUCCUUAGGGUGACAUUUUCAUAUAGUAUAAUUACAAAACAUUAUUACCUUAAAGUAUGAUUCCCAUUCAGAAUGUUCCAUCCAUCUAUAUAUGGUAGUUGGAGUUGCAGACAACUUCAUUACUGCUAAAUAGCAGUUUUCAAUAAUGCCACAGAAUAUGCAGGAUUUGCUUUAACUUCCUAUAAGAGGACAGCUGUAUGUAGUACUGUAUUCAAAGGAUCAUGUCAUAUUUAAUUUGAAUUUUUUUUUUUUUUUUUUUAAAUGGUCCUCAGUAGCCACGUACAUAUUUAUAUGAAUUGAUGCAAAAUAUUUUACAUUUGGUCCCCAUGAACCAUAUUAAUUAUUUUUUCCCAGGGUACCCAGUAAAAAUAAUUGCACAUUACUUCAUCAAUCCAGAGAUUUAAAGACUUGUAUGAGCUAACUGGGCAGUGGCCAUUUUACCUAUUCUUUUUUAAGCCUCCACAACCUGUAGAAAGCGUGGUCCCCACAAGUGAUGAUCAAAAACUUGGUCCCAAUUCCAAAUGAUAACCAGUAUGAGUUUUUGUGUGUGUGUGUGCGUGUGCGUGUGUGUGUGUGUGAUUGACAGUGAGAAAAGCUUUGGAAAAGUUUUUUGAUGCCACCUCUCAAUUCCCAUGCAUAAAUAUCUUGGCCCCAAAUAGAGGAUGGGAUGUUUUCUAGAGACUAUAUUACACAUUGCAAUAGGCAACAAAAAAUCCAAUCAGCUUAUACGGUUUUAAACAGGAGUUUAAAACAGUCAUGAAAAUCUUCUAACAUCCAUUUUUAGAAUCCAGAACAAAGUCAAUAUACCGCACUUUUGACGGUCAUUUUAGCGUUUGGGAGCAGACUAAAUGUGACUAAAUUUGACAAGUGUGAGCACAGCCUGUUGCUUUUUUUAUUUUUGUCCAAACAGCACAUCAUGACCAAACUCCUGCAGGGCUGACUUAUACAGUAUAUACAUUAUACAGUAUACUCGUGUCUCUUUUUACCUUAUACAUCCGUCUACCACCCUCUCAAACGGAUGUGAUGUCUUUUACUAUGUUUACAAAGCAGUGAGACAUUUUUGCAGUGUUAUUACAGUACAUCCACAUCAGUUAUAUCUAUCUGUGUUCCAUUUUUUUUUAAAUAUGAAUGAUUUGUCAAUGUGUGUAUUUUAUAUCAGAGUUGUGAAAGCAGUCUGUGUAUUUACCUCUUCGUGGGACACAUUCAGUCCAGAUGAGCUGUUGUUUCGGCAAAUUUGCUGGCAUGAUCCUCCUUCACGACAUCAUGGAUCUGCAAAACAGCAGCCAAUCAAGUCCUUGUUGGCCUUUUAAUUAAGAUUCACAAAUAGAGUACACCUCAGAAAGCUAUAAAUUGUAGUUAUACAUGGAAGUAGGUGGUAGUUCAUGACUAUGAGGUAUUGCAUUGUUAUUGCAUUACUGGGACAAAGUUGCAAGUUCUCUACAUCCAGGGAAAAGGCAAUAGUUUGCAGAAAAUGUAGUAAUGCAAACCAUAAGUAGAAAUAUUCCGUGUUUAAAAAAAACAAAAAAUAGAUAUAUUAAUAUAUAAGUAAAAAAAAGAAAGAUAACAGCUUAAUUAGGAAGCAGUGGGGUCUGUAGUGUUCCACGUCUUUGUAAGAUGGUUUUAUACUAUUCUCUCUGGUGGUUGACCUGUUUAUCACCUUCAUGUUUGUACAAAUAUAAAUAUCUGAAUGAGGAGGAAAAAAACCUUUAAAAUGCUUCUUGGACAUUACCACAUCUUUGCUAAGUCACAUUUGUUCCUUUUGGUGUUAAAUGUAUUCCAGAUUGGAUGUCGAAAGUCAUUUACGGCAUGGCAAUUAAGGUCAUGUGGUGUAAAAACUAAAAGUAUGUUGGAUAAAACGUCUCCAUGAUGUGUUUAUAAACAGAAGGUGAAUGUUUUCUAUUUUGUCUUUCAUAGUGGAUAAAAGUAUUUAUUUGAGCUCAGUAGGUUGAGAAAGAGUCGAUUAUUAAGGUUUAUUUAUUCAAAUAUCAUUUUUAAAAUUACUAUGCAUUUAAGAUAAUAUAUGUUGCUGCGCCCAUUACAUACAGUAUAUUAAGUACAGUAAAGACCAAAAUGAUUAAUACCCUGGCCAUUACUUCAGCCGCUAUUAUAUUGGUCUUAUUUUAGCUUUUAACUGGAAAUGACACAAGCAAAUAGCAAAAGACUUAUUCAUACCUCAUUUUAGUACUUAUUUUGGAGCAAAAAUACACAGGUUACAUUUGCAAAAUGCAUUUUAGGGGACAUCAUUAUGAGAAUGAGGAUGCUGAUAACUGCAUGCACACAAAAUAAGUCAAAUUUCAUAUUAAAAAACGCCACUAAAUACAACAACAAAAUGGGAUAUUGUAUCAGUGCAUUGAAUAAGUGAAAAGUCUAUUCAAUUAUUUGUACUUUUUAAUUAAAAAAAACAUAUCACACAGUAGCUGUCUAAAGGAAUAUGUUCAUGUCAUUUCUGACCCUUUGGAAUGGUGCAAAAUAUUGUGUUUAGUCAAAAUUGUCGGCUAAAAACGUAUUUAAAAACGUCAAAAAAAGAAAGGAUUUGUUUUCCCAAAUACAGUACUUAUAACAAAAUGUCUUACAGUCUUUGACACUUUCUCGUGCCAUUUCCAGCCCAUUCAACAAAUAAAAUAUUCACUUUACUCCAACUUUGUCAUGCCAUGACUAAAUUGUACACACCGUUGUAUGCAGUUUUCUACUUCCUUUGGUUUAUUUUGUGAAUUUAGGGUUUUGUCUUUUCUCAAACACAUUGUACUGUAUUUAACAGUAAGGCCUGGUGUGCCAACAAUGCAUAUCUCCAAGGUGAAGAUGCUAUGUGCGAGAUUGGUUUCAUUAGUCAGCAAUACGUUUUCAACAGUCUGAUGUCAACUUUCAGGAAUAAUAUUUUCUAAUAAGUGAUUGAUUGAGAGAAUGCGAGGUACUUCAAAUGAACCGCAAACUGACACAUAGCAUCUUAAAUUUGGAUGGGUGAUUGCAAGUUGAUGAUGAUUGGACAUGGACAAACCCAGCAGGCACACAACAUUGAGAACUUGUUGAAUUAGGUCCUGAAGUUGAGCAACUCAAACAUAAUGUGGAAACAACAUGAUUUUUGAUUAAGUUUAAUCAAUGUCGGGUUCGGAAGUUGUUUGACCAUUGAACUGUGGUCAUUUCCCAACCAAUAUUGUACAACACAAAUACAACGUUGAAACAAUAUGCUUUUUGACGUUUAUUCAAUGUCAGGUUGUGACAUUGAUUUGACCUUUGAAAUUUGAUCGUUUCCAAAUCAACAAGGUGGAUCCAAUGGUGGACAUCAAUGUUGUCUCAAUUUACAAAUACAACUAUUUUGCAAUGUUGUUUUUUAAAUCAACUUUAAAAAGGAGAUGUAUGUAUAAUCAACGUUGUAUCAAUGUCUUGUGCCUGCUGGGAAUGUUCACCCAUUUACAAAAAAAGUCAGUCGUUUACUUGAAUUAUUUUUAGUCGUCACAUUGUUUUAAACAGUUUGUCAAUCGUAAGUGCCAAUCUGUCUUGCGGAAAGAAUGAGUCAAAUAUGUCAUAAAGGAGAGGAUGGGAAACAGAAGUAUGUUAAGUGUGAUAUUCUCUGUGCAUGAUUCAAGGCUUUGACACAGUGUGUUGUUGGAGGAACGUGAUGAGGGGAAUGUAAAUAAAGGUAUGUAUUCAACCAA